AUGGCGGACCCAACGAGCACGACCGGCACCGCCGCAGCCACGUCCACGUCGAUACUAGACGACGGCCGCCCUCACAACGAUCUCAUCGUACACUUUAAUGUUAUAAUAUGGCUGCUGACCGGCAUAUCCGGCGCCAUCCUCUUCGUAAGAGGAUACUGCAAGAUUACGAGACAGCGUGGACUCUGGUGGGAUGACUGGAUCAUGUUUGCCGCAUGGAUCACCAUUUUAAUUUCCAGCAUCUUCGGCUCCAUAUCGACGACCAUGGGCUUCGGCAAGCACACGUACGACAUGGACAUUGACGGACCCAACCACCCGAAACUGCUCUUCAUCAUGACCAUGACGGGCUUCUGGUCCAUCUGGGGCGCCGCGUGGAGCAAGACGAGCUUCGCCGUGACCCUGCUGCGCCUGACCAAGAUGUCGUCCAUCCGCUGGGGCAUCUGGUUCAUCAUCAUCACCGUCAACGUGGGCCUGUACGUCGCCGCCAUCUUCAUGUGGGUGCAGUGCGACCCGCCGCGCAAGGUGUGGAAUCCCAAGAUCGAGGGCAAGUGCUGGGACGGCAACGUCAUUGUCGCCUAUAACAGCUGGACAGCGAUUUGGUCUGGCCUGGCGGAUAUUGUUCUCGCCAUUAUCCCGUGGUGGGUGAUUUCGCGGGCUGCCAUGAACUUCAAGGAGCAGAUUGGUCUGCUCGUGUGCAUGAGCUUGGGUGUCUUCGCCGGAUGCACUUCCAUUGCCAAAGUCAUCACCAUGAAGGCCAUCACGAGCGAUGAUAUGAUCAACACCCCGCCCCUAAACAUCCUCGGCAUCGCCGAAGCCGCCGUCACCAUCAUCGCCGCAUCCGUGCCCGUGCUCCGCGCCCUCGUCCGCCCGCCGAACCUGUCCCAGGUCAAGUCGUUUAGCCUGUCGAACCCCAACUCCCACGCAUCGCAACCCCGUUCCCAGACCCGCCGCGAGUACGAGAACCUGGACAAGAGCGGCGACAACAGCAUCACCACGGUUAAGCUCACGCGGCUGGAUAGGAUGCACGCCGACGAGGCGCAGGGCUCGUCUCCGAGGGCGAGAGAGUACCAGACGCCGCGCGAAUGGGGAAAUAUUAGCGAUUUCCCCGGGGCGGCACGGCUCCCGCAAAGUUAA
Messenger RNA from Parascedosporium putredinis, 1131 nucleotides. The record is from the annotation of a GenBank genome assembly. Lineage: Eukaryota; Fungi; Ascomycota; Sordariomycetes; Microascales; Microascaceae.